GUAGUCUUUAGCUUUUGAGCCAUUGACCUCCAAGGCAAGAUCUCUAUUACACUUUUUUCUCUUUUGCAAGAGAUACCCUCUUCAAAACUCUUCAAAUAUUCUAUUACGCCUGGUAUACGGUUCCAUAUAUACCUCUCAACCACGGUCACCCAGUCUUGAUCUCAUUACACUUGGAUGUUUCAGUCUUAAUACUUGAGUAAGAUUCCACAUUUCAGAAUGCCCACUCCCGUCACACUCCCCGAUGGCCUCCCAACCAUAAUCAUCACUGCCAUCUCCAAUCUUGAAACUGUCAAACGAACCCGCCAUAGUAUCAGCGGCGCAAACGAACCACUAGACUCUAUCUCCGUCCAAGCCGACAGCCUCAUCCGCUCGCUUUUGCUAAUCAAGGAUAUCUCCUCCCUCAAAACCUUACGAGUAGGCGAGCAGAUCUACCAGAUCAUGGAUCUUGCCUCCCGUCUCGGCGCCUCGAUGCUAGUAAUUGCCGCAGACAGCAGCCGCCGGACCACAACUCCUCCUGAAGGGCAAGGGAUCACGCAGGAUGACUACGUCUAUGGACACUUGCAAACUAUGAGGGGUCAACUGCAGGAGGCAAAAGAUACGCUGUUUGAGCUGGUUAGGUCGGUGCUGGUAGGAGUUUCUGGGAAUCCUAAGGAUGGGUUUUGGGUUAUUGAGGAGGAUUUAAGGGGGGUGAAUGAAAAGGUUGAGGGGGCUAUGGGCGUUCACUUGAGGUUGUUUGCACGGUUACAGGAAAGGAUAGGGAAGGGUGGAGAAGAUGCUGUCAUCGAACUGGACGACGCGGAUCUUGAACAUCUCGGGUUGCCCCGAGUAUCGGGAGAUUUGGUCGAACAGUGGCGCGCCACUGUGGGGGUUGAGACCGGCAUCACUCGGGAGAGUUAGCAGUAAUCAGCAUUGCACCCAAUGCAUGAUGGAAUGCCUGCU
Messenger RNA from Neurospora hispaniola, 939 nucleotides. RefSeq lists its product as uncharacterized. NCBI's taxonomy places the organism in Eukaryota, Fungi, Ascomycota, Sordariomycetes, Sordariales, Sordariaceae. The record is from RefSeq and is a predicted model, not a curated record. The coding region runs from base 217 to 897 and encodes 226 amino acids. The transcript is spliced from 4 exons.